UAAAUAACUUGCUUUAUGCUAUCUUUGUCAGAUCAAAUCACAGCAUUUAUACUGAGCCUUUCGAGCCAUUUGUGCAUGGAACUUUUGGGAUUGUUCAACCUAAACCUUUGAAUAUGUUUAUAGAUCAAAUAAGAAAUUUUUUUGCUGAGAUAACAGCUAGAAGUCGUGGAUUCGGGCAUCCAGAUUAUGAUGGGUUCAUGCCAUAUUAA
Molecule: messenger RNA, 209 nt
Organism: Racocetra persica
Lineage: Eukaryota; Fungi; Glomeromycota; Glomeromycetes; Diversisporales; Gigasporaceae
Source: the annotation of a GenBank genome assembly